UGGGCGCACACCCCGCCCAUUGACCCGGAACUGUUCUCUGCCAGGGAGUUCGGUCCCCCAAGCCCCGCUUCCGCGCCUGCGCACCAAAGCGGCUCUGAUGCCGGGGGCCUCCGCGGAAGAGGGAAGAUGGCGCUUGACGGGCCUGAGCAGAUGGAGCUGGAAGAGGGGAAGGCAGGCAGUGGACUCCGCCAGUAUUAUCUGUCCAAGAUUGAAGAACUCCAGGUAAGAGGUCCUGAGGGAGCUGGAAGGGCUUCGGUGAAGGAUCGAUGGAGCGGAUUUCUAGAAAGCCGUAUGAUUCCACUGGGGCGCAGUGGAAGAAGCAAGAAGCCAAGGCUGAUUGUGAAUGACAAGAGCCAGAAUCUCCGCAGGCUGCAAGCACAGAGGAAUGAGCUUAAUGCAAAAGUUCGCCUGUUGCGAGAGGAGCUACAGCUACUGCAAGAACAGGGCUCCUAUGUGGGGGAAGUAGUCCGGGCCAUGGACAAGAAAAAAGUGUUGGUUAAGGUGCAUCCCGAGGGCAAGUUUGUCGUAGACGUGGACAAGAACAUCGACAUCAAUGAUGUGACACCCAAUUGCCGGGUGGCUCUCAGAAAUGAUAGCUACACUUUGCACAAGAUCCUGCCCAACAAGGUAGACCCGCUGGUGUCACUGAUGAUGGUGGAGAAAGUGCCAGAUUCAACUUACGAGAUGAUUGGUGGACUGGACAAGCAGAUCAAGGAGAUCAAAGAAGUGAUCGAGCUGCCCGUGAAGCAUCCUGAGCUCUUUGAAGCGCUGGGCAUUGCACAGCCCAAGGGAGUGCUGCUAUACGGACCCCCAGGCACUGGGAAGACACUGCUGGCCCGAGCUGUGGCCCAUCAUACAGACUGCACCUUUAUUCGCGUCUCUGGAUCUGAGCUGGUACAGAAGUUCAUCGGGGAAGGGGCAAGGAUGGUGAGGGAGCUGUUUGUCAUGGCCCGAGAACACGCUCCAUCUAUCAUCUUCAUGGAUGAAAUCGACUCCAUUGGCUCCUCGCGGCUGGAGGGGGGCUCUGGAGGGGACAGUGAAGUCCAGCGCACGAUGCUGGAGCUGCUCAACCAGCUGGACGGCUUCGAGGCCACCAAAAAUAUCAAGGUUAUCAUGGCCACUAAUAGGAUUGACAUCCUGGACUCGGCGCUGCUCCGCCCAGGGCGCAUCGACAGAAAAAUUGAAUUCCCACCCCCCAACGAGGAGGCCCGGCUGGACAUUUUGAAGAUCCAUUCUCGGAAAAUGAACCUGACCCGGGGCAUCAACCUGAGAAAAAUUGCUGAGCUCAUGCCAGGAGCAUCAGGCGCUGAAGUGAAGGGCGUGUGCACCGAAGCCGGCAUGUACGCGCUGCGGGAACGGCGAGUCCAUGUCACCCAGGAGGACUUUGAGAUGGCCGUAGCCAAGGUCAUGCAGAAGGACAGCGAGAAAAACAUGUCCAUCAAGAAGCUAUGGAAGUGAGGCAGGUGUCUUUCGUGUGGAUUCCCUCAAAUAAAGCUCUGCAGGACAAGC
This is a messenger RNA of Phacochoerus africanus (Common warthog), 1509 nucleotides long. It is a transcript of the gene PSMC5, whose product is annotated as proteasome 26S subunit, ATPase 5. Gene Ontology annotation, biological process: proteasome-mediated ubiquitin-dependent protein catabolic process. The transcript is spliced from 12 exons. Gene Ontology annotation, molecular function: ATP binding; ATP hydrolysis activity; proteasome-activating activity. NCBI's taxonomy places the organism in Eukaryota, Metazoa, Chordata, Mammalia, Artiodactyla, Suidae. The record is from RefSeq and is a predicted model, not a curated record. Gene Ontology annotation, cellular component: proteasome regulatory particle, base subcomplex. The coding region runs from base 127 to 1458 and encodes 443 amino acids.